CUUUCUUCCAUUCCUCUCCAACCUUUUUUUUUUUUUGUUUGCUAAUGGAUAUAUCAAAGGUAGACGAAAAGUGUUACGUUCCUGAUGACACCUUGUCUCAUGGUAGUAUACUGAAAACUCACAAAGGUGUUUAUACUUUUGGUAUUCUUGCAGCUUUGGGUGGUUGUAGUGUUGGUUAUGAUACUGGAGCAGUAUCCUCUAUCAUGACUAUGGGUCCUUUUAUUGAUCGCUUUAUGGGUGAUGCUUCUCAACAACCUUAUCGUUCUGGUCUUUUGGUGGCUCUUAUGUUAUUGACAGCUACUCUUGGUGGUUUAUUAUCUGGAAAUCUAUGUGAUGCUAUUAGUCGAAAAUAUACUAUUUUACUUGGAACCUUGACAUUUGCCUUGGGAUGUCUAUUUGAAACGAUUGGAUACAAUUUUGCCCUUAUGCUUGUUGGUCGUUUAUUUGUUGGCUUUGGACAAGGUUUUUUGACAAAUGCUAUUCCUCUUUAUCAUUCAGAAAUUGCUCCUCCAGCUAUCCGUGGACGAUUGAUUACUCUCUUCAGUGCAACAUGUAGUAUUGGCAUUGUUGUUGGUUACUUUAUUAGUUUUGGAACGAAUUAUCUUGACAACGAUUGGUGUUGGCGUGCCCCUUUUCUUAUCCAUUUGGUCCUUUGUGUUGUGAUCUCGUUUGCUUAUAUAUUACCUUUUAGUCCAAGAUGGUUGAUCGAUAAAGGUCGUUAUGAUGAAGCACGACAAGUGAUUGCUUCUCUCUAUCAAUGUGAACUAACGGAUGAAGCGGUUACUGAAGAAUUCAAUGUUGUACUUUCAGAAAUUCAGCAUGAACGAGCUUUUGGUAAUCGAACUUAUGCAGAACUUUUCCGUGGUACCAAUCUUCGACGAACUCUGUUUGCUCUUUUUGCUGGCAAUGGAGCAGCAUUUACUGGCACCAGUGGUAUCUCAUAUUACUCACCUCAGAUUAUGGAACAAGCUGGAUUAAAUGGAACUGGACUUUCUUUAGUGGCAAGUGGCGCAUCUAAUAUUGUUGGACUGAUUUUUACUAUGGUAGCCUUGGCUUACAUUGACCGAGUGGGACGCAAGUUUAUUUUCGCUUCAGGGGCAUUUAUCAUGGGUGCAACAAUGUAUAUUGUCGGUGCUCUCUUUCAGGCAUACUAUAUUACAAUGGACGAUGCUGGCGAUAUCGGAUUAGGGAAUUUACAUGCUAGAAACUGUGUGAUUGCCUUCAUCUUUAUCUUCCAAGCUGCUUAUGCUUAUAGUUGGGGUCCAGUCGGCUAUAUCUAUCCUGCUGAAAUUUUGAAUCAACGUACUCGUGCAAAAGGAUUGGCCUUGGCUUAUGGUUUGAAUUGGGCUAUUUCGAUUUUUAUGACGUUUGUGAUGCCUAUCUUCAUGUCCAAUACGGUCUAUGGUGGAUACUACUUUUUUGGCGCUACUUGUUCUGUUCUCUUUUUUGGUGUAUUUUUGAUGCCGGAAACAAAAGGUUAUACUUUGGAAGAAAUCGAUCGUAUGUUCAAUCCAAAAGUAGAUAUGGAAACAACAUCGUCACCAUUGCCAAAGGAAUCACCUUGAAAAUUAUCAACAAUAUCAGCAUAUCAUCAUCAUUUUAUUAUUACAACAAGGUUUGACAAAAUGGAUGGAUCAUUUUAUUAGAUAAUCU
Molecule: messenger RNA, 1653 nt
Organism: Halteromyces radiatus
Lineage: Eukaryota; Fungi; Mucoromycota; Mucoromycetes; Mucorales; Cunninghamellaceae
Product: general substrate transporter
Exons: 4
Coding region: 45-1565 (506 amino acids)
Biological process (GO): transmembrane transport; carbohydrate transport
Cellular component (GO): membrane
Molecular function (GO): carbohydrate:proton symporter activity
Source: RefSeq, a predicted model, not a curated record